CUAGGACUUCAAGGGGAGUGGGGAGGCAACCCGCCCCCCCAUGGGUGCAGCUUGGCACGGAUGGGACCAAGUCCAUGUUUUGGGGGGGGGUGAGCCCCCCUUAUGCAAAUGACCCAGACUGUGGGCCGACAGCAGCUCUCUAUGGUGGCUGGCACAGGACAAACGUUGCUGAGCCCAGGCGUCCAAGUCCACAGCCUGCCCUGUGCCUGGACACCUGCGUUUGCUCUCCCAGUUACAGCCAGGGCCCACCUUGCCUGGGGUCCCUGCAGGAUGUGGGUGCCCUUGACCAGCUCUGAGCUGCGCCCGGGAGCCUGGGUUCCUGGGUGGGACAGGCAAUGCUCCCUCUACGGUUUAGCAAUCCUGGCUGGGAGGGCGGGGCUAUCUCUGUGUCCACCUCUUCCUGCUCCUGCAGCAGCCUGUGCCUGGCUUGGGGCAGGGGGCGAGCAGCCAGGUGCCCAGGUGGUCAGCACUGCCCACCACCCCCAGGCUGGCACCAGGGUUAAGGCAGCCCAGCCCACCUAUUUUCCUGGGAGCCAAUCAGGAGCGUGGAGUCUGUUCGAGCCGCGCUCCUGCACCUUCACCUACCUGCUGGGCGACGCGCGCUCCCGCCAGGCGCUGCUGCUCGACCCCGUGCUCGAGACCGCGCGGCGCGACGCCGCCCUCGUGCGUGACCUGGGGCUGGAGCUGCGCUACGCGGUGAACACCCACUGCCAUGCCGACCACGUGACCGGCUCAGGGCUCCUGCGCCGCCUGCUCCCGCCCUGCCGCAGUGUCAUCGCCCGUGACAGCGGUGCCGCCGCCGACCUGCUGCUGCGCCACGGCGACACCCUGCACCUCGGCGACCUUACGCUGGAGGCACGGGCCACACCGGGGCACACCCCUGGGUGCCUGACCUUCGUGCUGGACGACCAGAGCAUGGCCUUCACGGGGGACGCGCUGCUCGUGCGGGGCUGCGGCCGCACCGACUUCCAGCAGGGCUGUGCAGCCACCCUGUACCGCUCGGUGCACGAGCAGAUCUUCACCCUCCCUGAGGACUGCCUGCUCUACCCGGCCCACGACUACAAUGGCCACUCGGUGACGUCAGUGGGGGAGGAGCGGACCCUGAACCCGCGCCUGACGCUGUCGCUUGAGGCCUUCGUGGAGCUGAUGAACAACCUCAACCUGCCCAAGCCCGAGCACAUCGACAUCGCCGUCCCCGCCAACCUCAAGUGCGGCAUCCAGGACCCCCCGCCGGCCUAGCCCCGCCCACUAUGCCUUGGCCCCGCCCCCUCGCUGAUGAUUUAACCCCUGCCGUGCCGCGGCCUUGCACUCCGGCUCCCAUGGCAGCUGCCCCCCCCCCCGCUGCCUGCCUGCCUUGGGGGCCGCCGCCACCACCCCCCCGUCAUGAACUGUGAGGACCAGGGCCUGUCACCCGCGGAACCCGUGUCCGGACUCCCACGCAUGGACACCCCGCAAAAAAGAAGGCCCCAGGCAUCCGGGCUCCCCUUGGGGAACCGCGGACUGAGCCCCUUGUCUGCCCGCGGGGCCCCAGUUGCCCCCCCAGCCGUGGGGGUCCUAGUUGCCCCCCGGGGGCAGCUGCCUCCCCCUCCCCCCACGUGAUUGUCUCAGAGCAUCAAUAAAGGCGCGUUCCUCCGA
Molecule: messenger RNA, 1635 nt
Organism: Alligator mississippiensis (American alligator)
Lineage: Eukaryota; Metazoa; Chordata; Crocodylia; Alligatoridae
Gene: ETHE1
Product: ETHE1 persulfide dioxygenase
Exons: 7
Coding region: 103-1239 (378 amino acids)
Biological process (GO): glutathione metabolic process; hydrogen sulfide metabolic process
Molecular function (GO): sulfur dioxygenase activity
Source: RefSeq, a predicted model, not a curated record